CCUUUUCGGAUGAAUUCUUGAUCUAUCGUUGCGCAAUAAUUUUUGACACUAGGCUGACUAUCCUUACCAAUUUCACGUUUUAAAAAUGAGUGGUCCACUAGAUAAACUGCAUGUUAUUGUAGAAUCUGGGAAAAGUAAACAAACUGUUGCAGCAUUGGAUCCGAGAUGGAUGGAACAAGUACAGUUUGUAAGUUAUCAGCCUCCACCCAAAAAUCUGUCAGACAAAGGGCAAUAUGAAGCUUGGUUAGAAAGGUUAAAGUUCAUAGAGGAUGAUCUGCACUGGCUACUGCAGCUUCCACAUGACAAAUUCUGGUGUCAGGCAAUAUUUGACGAGACACUGCAUCGCUGUAUAGACAGUUAUCUACGGUUUGCUCCACGAUCAUACAAUAUACUAGCUGACUUCCCAGACAAUGCUAGAGAUAGACAUAAUCAAGUUCAUAGACUUGUCUUCAUGACAUGCGUCCGUAUGUCGACAUAUAAAGAAUCCAAGGAAUGUUAUAUUACCCCAAGUGUAUUUGGUGAGAUACUUUAUGAGAAUUUUAUAUUUGACAUUCCAAAGUUGUUAGACAUAUGUGUACUAUAUGGACAGGGUAAUGGCCCUUUGUUGACCAAAAUGAUAGAAAACAUCUUUACCAAGCAGCCAAAAUACAACGAGGAUCUGGAACAAACCAUUGGUACACUGUCACAGGUAUUUGACAGUGUCAUGGGUAAAUGUGGAAUCAGGUUUGACAGCGGCUCCCACUCUCCACAGAAACUUAGUGACCAUAGCAACAUGAAACAGUCGUUGGUUACUAUGAGUGUGACAGAGUAUACAGACAUUGUGUUGUAUCUGUCAGAUAUAGGAAUGACCUUGACCUCAUUUUUAGAAGUUUAUCCAACAGCUUGCCAAGCGUUUCAUGAAAGUGAUUUUCUGGUGAGGUUACCAUCAUUUUAUGAAGCAGUUAUACCAGAAGCUUUGUCAGCUUUGAAACUGAGAGACAUUGAGACAAAAGAAAAGCUUUUACUGAAGCAGUAUUUAAUCCAGGCCAAGAAAUGCCUUUUGACUGUCUUCCAAACCAUAAUGGCCCAGUGCUGUAUACAGCCUAUAUUAGAGAAAAGGGAACCAGUUAUAGACUUUGUAGAUGACUAUCUUCAUAUUGUAUCAUCUGUAUUAGCAGAACGAAGAUUUUUGGCAGAUUAUGAGAGUUUACACAGUUUCCAAGGUGACAUUGAGAUUUUGUCACAGGCAGCAUGUGGAAUUGAUGAGACUCGCCUUCAGUAUAUACAAGAUGCUGUUAACAGUGCAUUCUCUACUUAUGGAAAGAGGAAGUCCCCAAAAGGUGCAAUGAAGAGAGGUGGAAGGAGAAGCCCUGAUGGGUCGUCUGGUGAAAUGGUUGGUGCAGUAGGUGGAGGAAACACAUCAUCUGUGCAGCAGACGGCUACAAGUCUGCCGGCAGAUAUAUACCAAGUAGAAGAUUCUGAUAUUGUAGGAGCAUGUGCCCCACAAGUGACAGGUGUGGAGCUGGACUCUAUGGUGUCCUCUGUGAAAGAUUUAUUACCAGACCUUGGUGAGGGAUUCAUUGAGGUAUGUUUAGAAGAGCUGAACUAUGACAUAGAGAGAGUGAUAAAUGCUGUAUUAGAGGAUAGACUGCCGCAAUCACUCCAGGAGGUUGAUAGACAAAUACCAAGAAAGAAGCGUGCAGUUACCCCACCCAGUUUGUUACAUGAAAGGAAGAAUAUUUAUGACUUUGAUGAGUUUGAUGUUUUCCACAGAGAUGAUAUAGACAAACAGAAAAUACGUAAAGGCAAACUGGACAAAACAGAAAAUGUCAGCAUAGGUGACCAAGCUGAAUUAAAGGAUAUAAAGUCUGCCAUUAGUAAAGAUUAUGGUGUAAUACAUGAGGUCGUGAUAGACGAUGGCACGGUGACAUAUACACGUGACAUGUAUGAUGACGAGUAUGAUGACACAUAUGAUGUGAAUAACGUAGGGGCAGAUGAUGCUGACUCUGCUGAUGAACUUUCAACUGUCAGACCAUUUACAACACCUCGGAUACUUGGAGGUCAGACACGGACAUACAGACAUAAUGAUUCAGAAUCUGAGGAAUCUGAUGAAGACGCAAAUGCUGCAAAACGUGACAAUUUUGUUGAAGAUCCUGCAGUGCUUAGACAAAGGGCUGAGGAAAGGGCAAGAUACAAAGCUGGGAGGGCAAAACCCAGUCAGGCUCCAAAGACUCAUGAUGUCAAAGGUGGACCUAAAGGUCAAGGUCAAAGCUCAGAGGUGUUGCAUAAUAGAAAAUGGAAAACUCAGCAUAAAGGUGACUUUAGAAGAGCUGCAGCUGAUAGAAAAAGAAAAGUUUAAUUUCUAUAGCAUUAACAUAUCACACCUUACUAUGAAGAAAGACAGCAGCGAAAUAUUAACUCUUGACCAACUUGUGCCAGAUUUAACCUACUUUGAAUUUUUGGAACAGUCAAUUUAAAGUUUAGGGGAUUUCAAUAUCAAAGUACAGAAAUAAGUUACCAACAGUAUAGAGCCUGUGCAGAGUGCAUGUAAGUUCAUGCUGGCCUGGCUUUAUACUGAGGUCACAAUCUAAUUACUUCAAGCAGAUUAAUGACUGAUCUUUUAUCUGUACAAAUGAAUGGAUAUGAUCAUAAUAAAGAAUUUAGGUUCCUAUAGUCAUAAAUACAGCAGUAAGCAGUAGAAUAACAGUGCAUUUAAUUCUUAACUUUCCAUCUUUGAAUCUAUUGAAAUGUAGUUCAAUUUUACUGUGUUAAUGUUCUCUCCAAAAUCAGUCUUCUUACUAUUUAUAUAAAUGUUCUGUUAAAGCAUUAUAUUUUAAGAGUAUUAUUUUAUCUACACGUGUUACUAAAGAUAACCUAAUCAUUGGCUUGUUUCUAUUUAAUGAAGUAUGGUAUCAUAAUAAUAAAAGUUGAAAAUAUUUCUGUCUGUUUUGUUCAUUCAAAUUAUUGAUUGGUGCCUUUUUAAAACUGAAACAAAAUAUGUAUUAUGAUUUGACUAUGAUUGAUUGAUUGAUCAAUCAAUUGAUCGAUCUAUUGAUUGAUUGAUUGAUUGAUUCAUUCAUUGGAAUCUCCCUAUACAUUAUUAUGUAUCUUAAUCACCUUUGAAAUACUCUUACAAUUAAAGAAAUACUUUAUACAAUACUGAGGUCCUCAUUGCAUUAUGGUGACCAUUCAUUCAGGCCACAAACAUUUAUUGUGGUAAUAAUGAGAUACAUUCCACGUCUUUUCUUCCAUUUUAAUACAUAAAUUUGGAUGGUAGUUUAUACAUCACUAUAUGUUUUGGCAUAAACUUUUUAAAAAAUGUUUAGAGGUAAACUAUGACUUCUUAAUACUAUUUAAGAGCACGUCUGGUCACUUAAUUUGUAGCAUUGUCUAUGGUCGGCUAAUAACACUACAAAUUUAUUUUACUGGCCAUCAUUAUGGGCUGCUAUUUCUAAAUACAUGUAUAUAGUUACAUUCAAAUUGCUUCCUCGCGUGAAUUUAAGUUUUUAAAAGAUAUAGCAUACAUGUAUUUAUAUAAAGUAGGGAUUGUGAUUUUUAUUUUUUGUUUUUAAGGAUACAUAUUUCUAUCUUUGUUACAAUAAAUUGUUUAUAUUUAGGAAAUUCUCUUCAUGUUGUUGACAAGUUGUCAGUUUACUGUUACUGUACUUGUCAGCCUAUCUGUUACUAAAUCUUUUGACACAAGUAAAUAAUACAUUUCUAUAUUUAGCAGAUUGGCAAGAAUUAUAUAAAUGAUUGUAUUAUUUCUAAAUUGGUUGAAUAAUAGUUGCCGAACAAUUCUGUGACCAUAGGAAUCUGCUUCAACAGUUAUUUUAUACUAGUAUAUGAUUUAACGAUUUAUGAUUUCUAUGCUCAAGUUAUGUGCUAAACGUAUACGGGACAUGUGAGCAAAAUGCUUAUAAUCAUGCACGAGGUUUUGAAUUGUAUAACUAUCUUGUAUUUAUGAAAAAGUUUAAAAAACAGGAUAUGAUGCAUUUGUAUGGUAUAAUGCAUUUGUAUGGUAUACACGUGUAUUUGUAAAUUUCAGAUGCUAUGUGUUUAACAUAUAGCUAUUUUAUUUCUGAAAUAAAUAUGUUAAUGUGUACAUAAUUCCUAGGUAUAUGCUAGUCUGCAUAAGGACUCCACUGACUAAAUAAAUAGCGUUUGAAGAUCGCUUUUAAGUCCAAUAGGGCUAAGAUUAAUAUCGAUUUUUUUUACUUAAUUCUGCAUAUAUUUCUUUAUUAUCUUUUUUCAAAUGUUUUUUUUUCCGUUUUAAGCAGUACAAUUUGAUUGAUAUAAGAUUUUAAAAUGUUAUGUUUGUAGACUUAAGGACCUUAGUGGAGCCCCUUUACAUGGAGUAUAUUUUAAAGUCAUAGUUAAAGUCAAAUUUGAUAUAAUAGUGUCGUAUUUAUAUAUUAUAAGAUAGAUGUUCCUGACACUGUAUCUUAUGAGAUUCUAGACUUUAAAAUAAUUUUUACAUGUUUUAAACAUGUUUUUAUGAUAUACAGGUGUCAGUUUUAAAUCUCCUCAAACUUUUUAAGGUAAAAUUUAAACGAAGAUGGUCUGUAAAUUGUAGCCCAGAAAAAUUGUAAAAGAUGUGACAACGUUAUUUUAAUCGUGACAAAAUUAUGCUAAUUUGGUGAAAAUACUUCUCUAAUUUGAAUAAAGAAUAAAGUAAAACUAAAAUGAACAA
Messenger RNA from Ruditapes philippinarum (Manila clam), 4669 nucleotides. RefSeq names its product activating signal cointegrator 1 complex subunit 2-like. The coding region runs from base 86 to 2338 and encodes 750 amino acids. Gene Ontology annotation, biological process: regulation of DNA-templated transcription. Gene Ontology annotation, molecular function: ubiquitin binding. The record is from RefSeq and is a predicted model, not a curated record. NCBI's taxonomy places the organism in Eukaryota, Metazoa, Mollusca, Bivalvia, Venerida, Veneridae. The transcript has 16 exons.